Molecule: messenger RNA, 1566 nt
Organism: Cylindrotheca closterium
Lineage: Eukaryota; Bacillariophyta; Bacillariophyceae; Bacillariales; Bacillariaceae
Source: the annotation of a GenBank genome assembly
AUGUCGCACCAACCCAACCUGCCCCGCAUUUCAACCACCACCCCUCCACCAAGCCAACCUUUGGCACCGCCCUCAGCACACCACCGGUCCGCCCUGCCUCCCGAUUCCCAGUACUACCAAUUCACUGACGCAGAGCAAGAAAAAUUUGGAGAGAUCCUUGAAGUCUCCGUCCAAGGUCGUUCGUCUACCCCAUCCAUGACCAAACGCGACCGCGAGACCUGGGCAGCCACCAAACUCCCAUCCCCGGUUUUUCUUGCCGUCAAUUCUCCGCAUGAACACCGCUUUGUGGACUUCCGACCCCUCCAACAACCCAUACCACCAAAGCUGACCCCCAGCGUUGCCAUGCAUCGAUGGAGCCGCAUGUUCACCGCAUGCUUACUCCACUACGACCUCAGCAUCCCAACCGCAGUCCGCUUUGUUGGCAACAUCCACACUGGUGCCCAUCGCGACUGGCCCACCCUCGAACCCAUUCUCCGUGAAGCCAAUGUUGACCCCUUCCUCAUCACCCAGCUCAAACGCAUCUUCCUCGAUGGCGCCCCCAAUUACGUCAAUGCGGAAUCAACCGAUGAGAACCUGCGCACCUUCAUUGCCUACGGUAAUCACAAGACGGUUUACGACGACAUGAGCAAAACACAAAGCGCAGUCGAAAAAGACAUCCUCCGCAACUACCUUCUGGCAGCCAACCCAGCCCUACUUCCAUACAUCCGAGACGCCCACACUACUCCCCUCGGGUUGGUUGAUGCAUGUCACGAAUAUCGCAAACCCCGUAUCAUCUUUGAUGCCACCCACCAUCCUUCCCUGACAGCCAUGGCAGUUAACGAUUUCACUUCUAAAGAAACUGAACCGGAAAUCUGCUUCCCGAGGUCAUUUCCCAACUUCUUGAUCUGGAUCUACAACCUUCGCAUCACCUACCCACAAGAAGAAAUCUACAUUUGCGACGAUGAUGUCUCUGGCGCCUUCCGCCAUGUCAAAUGGAACCCAAAUGUUGUUGGCAUGCACAUGUUCAUGCUAUUUGGUUUCCUUUUCUUCUGUACGGGUCUCUCAUUUGGCGACAACACCAGCCCAGCCCAAUGGGAAGUCGUCGCCAUGGUCCGCCAGCAGCUUGCCCAAUCCCUUUGGUAUGCUGCAGUAACCACCAUCCCACGAGUCGCAAAAUACCUCCCCAAGCUAUCCCUUGCUCCCCUUCCAACGCCAUCAGACAUUGCCGCUUUCACUCCUGCUGAGCCCGACUCUAAGAAUCAAGGGGUUUUAAAGGCAGACGGAUCCCGCAAGUCCCCGACCUUUGAUCACCAUGUUGACAAUUGCCUAUACGCCGACGUGGCCCUAUUCUUACGCCAAACCAUUUCAGCCAGCAUCCUUGCCCUAUACAUCCUAUUGGGAUUCCCCAACCCAUCCAACGGGAUCCGUGAUUGCAUAUCUUGGGAAAAAUUUGCCAACACUUUUUCCCACAAACGCAAAACAGUUGGAUGGCUCAUCAACUUGAGAAGAAUGACAGGCACGUUUCAACUGCAACCACCGUCUGUCGAUGGAUGCGUUGUUCCUACUUCAACUUGCAACGUGUCCUGA